Molecule: messenger RNA, 1446 nt
Organism: Aureobasidium musti
Lineage: Eukaryota; Fungi; Ascomycota; Dothideomycetes; Dothideales; Saccotheciaceae
Source: the annotation of a GenBank genome assembly
UCCCGAGUAUCCUCGAGAUAUUCGAACGUCUUUGUAGCUUCGCGAUCGUUCUGGUCACGGACGACGCCUGCCGCUGCGCCUGUACCGACAGGGCCAGAAAUCUAUGAUGUCGUGUGCGUUGGUGGCGGUCCAGCAGGACUGAGCUUGCUCAGCGCGCUUCGUAAGAUCAGGCACAGCAUGUCUAGUACUGCGAACCUCAGAAUUGCCCUUGUCGAAGGCCAAGAUCUCAACAAGCCGCAGGUGCAAGCCGAGUCGACGACCUUCUCCAACAGAUGCAGCUCUCUGACUCCUGGCUCUGUCAAAUUCUUGAACGAGAUUGGAGCAUGGAAACAUAUCACUGCAUCUCGCGUGCAGCCAUACCAGGCCAUGCAGGUGUGGGACGGCGUGUCUGGAAGCAGCAUCAGUUUCGAUCCCUCGUCGUCCUCAAGCGUCUCAGACACAGUGGCCACAAUGACAGAGAACACGAAUCUCACAUCAGCCCUCCUGUCCCGUCUGAAUUUACUGCCUUCGAUCGACAUCAUGGAUAAAACACGCGUCGAGGGAAUUGAGCUUGGGAAAGAAGCAGAAGAUAUGGACUUGUCAAACUGGCCGGUCGUGUCACUGAACAAUUCGCGUAAACUGGCAGCACGUCUUCUCAUCGGUGCAGACGGAGCAAACAGCCCUGUACGCACAUUUGCCGGCAUCCCCUCGCGCGGCUGGGACUACAAUCGGCAUGGCGUGGUAGCCACUGUGCAAAUUGAAGGAGCCAAUUGGGGUCAGAAUGACCACAGAACUGCAUAUCAGCGCUUCCUUCCUACUGGUCCUGUCGCUCUAUUGCCUUUGCCUGGCAACGUAGCUACCCUGGUGUGGUCGACAACACCAGAGAAGGCUGCUCUCUUGAAGUCUCUCAGCAGCACUGACUUCACUGCAAUGGUGAAUGCUGCUUUCAGACUCUUGCCUGUAGACCUCGAAUACAUGCAUACCAUGGAGUCUGGCCAAGCUGACGAGUUCUCGUGGCGUGAAGCCAACACCGCUUUCAACUCUGAACGCAUUCCACAAAAGAUUUCAGCCGUCCAGGAUGGCAGUGUCGCUUCCUUCCCUCUGCGCAUGCGUCAUGCAGACACUUACACCGGUCAUCGCGUUGCUCUUCUCGGAGAUGCCGCUCACACUAUUCAUCCUCUGGCUGGUCAAGGUCUAAACCAAGGGCUAGGUGAUGCACAGUCACUUGCCAAGCACAUCAAUUUCUCGCUUUCUGUGGGCAAGGACAUUGGCAGUAAUUGGGCACUUGAUGCAUAUAAUGCCGAACAGUGGGCAAAGAACAACGCUAUGCUGGGCGCUGUGGACAAGUUGCACAAGCUUUACAGCGCUGGCAGUGGUCCUGUCGUCUGGGCAAGAAGUCUUGGACUUGACGCUGUCGACAAGAUGGGCUUCCUCAAGAAGUUUUUCAUGCGCCAGGCAGCCGGAACG